Molecule: messenger RNA, 663 nt
Organism: Neohortaea acidophila
Lineage: Eukaryota; Fungi; Ascomycota; Dothideomycetes; Mycosphaerellales; Teratosphaeriaceae
Product: Hsp70 nucleotide exchange factor
Exons: 1
Coding region: 1-663 (220 amino acids)
Source: RefSeq, a predicted model, not a curated record
AUGGCAGACCAAGGCUCCCUCAACCAGCUCCUACAAUGGGGCAUCGAACACUCCAACCCCGACGCCAACCCCGACACCGCAGCCCAAACCGCAAAUCAACGGCGAGAUCCUAAUCGCGGCCUCGAUGCGAACGCCCUAGCAGAACUCCUCGGCGGUCCUUCCGACGCAGACCGCAUGAAAGGUGCAAUGACAGCCAUAGUCGCGCCGUUAGACAUCGUCGACCUCGAGAACAAACUGAUCGCAUGGGACAAUUUCGAACAACUCAUAGAAGGAAUCGACAACGCGAACAACCUCGACAGUCUAGGCUUAUGGCCGCCGUUGAUCCAGCAGCUCGACAAUCCGGAGGCGCAGAUGAGGAGGAUGGCGGCGUGGUGUAUCAGCUCGGCGGUGCAGAACAACGUCAAGUGUCAAGAGAAGCUGCUCGGUUUGAACGUGAUGGAGAAACUUGUGGGGUUGGCGACGGAGGAUCCCGAACAAAGUGUGAGAAAGAAGGCGACCACGGCGUUGAGUAGUGAGGUGAGGAAUUUCCAGCCCGGGUUGGAUGAGCUGAUGCGGGUCCUGCCCAAGAGCGUGUGGGGUGGGAGCUCAAGGCUAGAUGCAGGGGAUAUGGAUGCAGUGGACGAGGUUAUUGGGACGCUGAGGCAGAAUGCUGCUCGAGCGUGA